UUGACCUAUGACCUGAGUGAAGUUGAUGAUAACAGUGAAAGUGUACAACAUGGCCAUGCAGUCUAGAAGUUUGAUAAAUGGCAUUUGUAGAGCUGCACUGAAUUUACGGACCCCAUUGUGUAGUCUGUUGCCAAGGAAGCUCAACCGGCACAGCUCCACCACCAGCACAAGUAAUGGGCUUGACAAGCUUUAUGAACUGCGCAUCUAUCAAAUUUGGCCAAAGGAAAUGAAACCAUUCAUUGAGCUGAGCAAAGAGUGGAUUCAUCUGAGAACAGCUCACUCGCGUCUGGUUGGUUACUGGGUCAGCGAAAUUGGUGGCUUGAAUGAUGUUGUCCACAUAUGGGAAUAUGAUGAUUUGAAUCAGCGGGCAAAAGUGCGCCAAGCUCUGGCUGACGACCCUAACUGGAUCAGUAGUUACUUCAGCAAGAUAUUACCAAUGAUGUCUCGUCAGGAAAACAUGUUACUCCAAACUGUCGGGGACUGUUAUCUCGUUCAGCCUGAUCUCAGAGGUGUUUAUGAGCUGGACACGAUGAACCAAGGAACAGGUCACCAAUUUACAGCCAGCAAGGGUGAUGCCAAGCUGCUUGGUACCUUUCAAAGUAUUCUAGGACCAACUGACACAGGAUACCAGCUGUGGUUCCAUUCCUCUGCUCAGCAGGGUGUAGAAAACCAGAUCAAAGGCUACAAUAAAGCUGACCAAGCGAAAGGAGGAGGAGGACAUAGACGACUGCUGAUUCCCACACCCUGGUCUCCCCUACAGUAGAACAGAUGAUAGCUGAUUCCCACACCCUGGUCUCCCCUACAGUAGAAGAGGAGGUCAUCUUCCCACAUAUCUGUUGUUAUACAAGACAAAGUUAAGAAGAAUCUUGCUGAUACAGCCACCAGUUUCCUGAAAAGUAAUACAACGGGGAAGUGACUGAAUCGGUUGAAUAUGAAAUUUUUUAAUCCUUUUUCUUACUAUUUCAUAUGAUUUUUUUUUUAGUUUUUAGCACACCUGUAUACAAAUCACUUAUUAUAUAUAUACUAUAUCAUGUUGUUAAAAGUAAUUACCAGGUACAAUACCUCUCCACAGGAAGGUGGACAGGACAUGCUCUAGUUUGAAUAUUUUGUAGACUCAUUUUAUAUUUUUACUCGAAAAUUUCAUAUAUAUAAAACAAAACAUGAUUUCAAAUUGCCUGAAGAGCCCCAAGAUGGGCGAAAGUGCUAGCGAAAUUUAACCUUCGUGUUUUGUUUUAUAUAUAUUUUUACUGUCACAUGGAGGUUAAAAACUUUUCACUGCUAAAAUUUUAUAUAUUGUUUUGGAGACUUAUAAAUCUCAAUACUGAUACAUACAAUGUAAAUGAUAAUGUUAAUCCUACUUGAAAUAACUUAAUUAUGUGGGAAGUUUUUUGUUAAAGAUUUAUCAGCUAUCGGUGCUAUUAUAUAUAUCCCCAGUGUUCUUUAUCCUAAAUAUGUCAAAAAAGUCAGGUUGCUAGUUAACUGUUGAUUUAUAGUUAUACAUCGAUUCAUAUAUAUAUAUAUAUAUGUAUUGUGUCAUAUAUCACAAGUGUAAUAUGAAAGCAAAUUUGUCUGAAAUGAUGUCAAUUAAUUUUUACAGGAAUUUUUUUAAAUACGUUAAGAAAUCCAGUUUUAAUACUAGUCGUAAAGCUUCUGUUUACUUGUUACGUUUUUGGAAUACAUUAUGUGUUGAUUGUUUGCCUAUUAUACAGAAUAUCCGUCAAGGAAAUAUGCAGGCUAGUAACUUAUAUAUAGAUAUAAUUUUGUCUUUGCAUUUCUAGGUCACCUGAGCUUUAGCUCAAGUGACCUAUUGCUGUCCG
Mizuhopecten yessoensis (Yesso scallop) is the source of this 1817-nucleotide messenger RNA. RefSeq names its product protein NipSnap homolog 3A-like. The record is from RefSeq and is a predicted model, not a curated record. The transcript has 6 exons. NCBI's taxonomy places the organism in Eukaryota, Metazoa, Mollusca, Bivalvia, Pectinida, Pectinidae. The coding region runs from base 26 to 763 and encodes 245 amino acids. Gene Ontology annotation, cellular component: mitochondrion.